Chinchilla lanigera (long-tailed chinchilla) is the source of this 438-nucleotide messenger RNA. It is a transcript of the gene Npff, whose product is annotated as neuropeptide FF-amide peptide precursor. Gene Ontology annotation, biological process: excitatory postsynaptic potential. Lineage: Eukaryota; Metazoa; Chordata; Mammalia; Rodentia; Chinchillidae. The transcript is spliced from 3 exons. The record is from RefSeq and is a predicted model, not a curated record. Gene Ontology annotation, cellular component: axon terminus; dendrite; perikaryon. Gene Ontology annotation, molecular function: neuropeptide hormone activity; G protein-coupled receptor binding. The coding region runs from base 1 to 438 and encodes 145 amino acids.
AUGGAUUCCAGGCGGGCGGCGGUGUUGCUGGUGCUGCUGCUGUCCAUGGCCUGGGCCCAUGCCAAAGGACCUGGGGGCCAGCACGGAGAGCAGGCCUUUGUGGGAGACGGCGCAUUGACCUCCAGAACCUACCCUUGGAGGUCACUCCCUCGCCCGUGUGACUGCAGCGCCCUCAGCAUCUGCCAUAUUCCCUCCCCGCUGCCCCUGCCGCAGGAGGAAGACGUCGGACUGCACCCACCGCAGCGCGCCCAGACCGCUGGGUCCCUCCUGCGCUCCCUGCUCCGGGCCAUGAACAGAACUGGCCGGAGCCCUGCCUUCCUGUUCCAGCCCCAGAGGUUUGGCAGAAAUACUUGGGGGUCCCGGAACAGCGAGCGGCUGAGUCCCCGGGCUGGAGAGUUCUGGAGCCUGGCUGCCCCUCUGCGCUUUGGGAAGAAGUAA